GCCACAGGCAAACUCUCUCCCACAUCCAUCUCUAGCUUGGCUCCGUCCGCUGCACCUCUUCAGAGACAAAGGAGGCCCUCCAUCAACACUCAGGUGAGACACACACCUUGCUUCGCUGUACUUUCUCCUGUGUAUCUGAUGAUGGCUGCCAUGUAAAGUAGUGUAUCAUCUGCGUAACUUGAAAAUCCUCCUAGAGGGUUAAGAUGCUGGGAUGUGGACGCUCAUCGAGAGACUCGGGAAGCAAAACUGUGCGAUUCAUUUGUAGACUUUUACUUUUUUGUUGCUUCUGCUCUCUGAGUUUUUUGAGAUGAGCAUGACAAGAAAUAUAGAUAAAUGAAAUGUGGAAACAAGCAAAGCCAAUAGGGAUUUGUUGCAAAGUCAUAUCAUGAAAUAACAAUAUAAUGGCAUUAGUAUAUUUCACAUAUUAAUGCCACAUUAUUAUUAUUCACGUGUGUAUAGAUAAUAUAAGCAUGACAUGGACUUAGCCUUUAUUUACAUGUACUGUCAUUGAGCAUCCCUCUUUUGUUCAUUGACAUAGUGCAUAUGCAUUAUUACCAUACUCAAUAUUGUGUUACUGUUGGCAUUUUUUGUCUCCAUGGUUUCCCAUUGUGUUGCGUCAGCCAGUGAGACUAAUGACCCCUAUAGAUUUUCCAGUUAUCCAGCUUUGGUGUCCGCUCGCCUCCUCUUUUGUCUCGGCCGCCUACAUCUCUGACCUCUGCGGCACGAUGCACGGCAGCAUGACGAGAGGCAAUAACCGGUGACUGGCAUGAGCAUCCCCGUCUCCUGUUGUAACAGCUGAUUGGUUAAUGAAUCAUGCACGGAGGGAAGGAGGGGAUUGACUGACGGAUUGGAUGAUUCCCUCUGUUUAUGUUUUGUGUGUGUGGUUGUGGAUUAAGCUCCAAAUAAUGCUGCAGACUUUUAAUUUGGAACUUGAGGUUUUAAGCUGAAGUUUCUUAGGUUUCUUGAGCGUGGAAGUGAAUGAGCGCAGUUAUCCGUACGCACACAUUAGUGUGCACGCCAGCACCUCAGGUUGCUCGGGCCUGUAGAUUUUGAAUGUGACUUUUAUGUUUCACUUCUGUUUUUUCGAAAAAUUUAAAUGACAAAGCUUUUGUGGAAUCAGACAGAGAAGAUUUUUACAGGGAACCUCUCACCAAUGCACAACGCUCAUCAAUACUAUUAAAACAGCUCAACUGUUCAAAGUACAGUUUUCAUGCAGCAGGUGGUGACACGAAGGUGCAUUUAUUGUUCCCACUCAAACUCUGCAUUGUUGACAGUGACUUGUCUGUGUCUGUGUGUGCACAGUCUCUCCAGAGUCCAGCAGAGAAGCACCACCAUGCCGGACACAAUCAUGUCCAAGGAGCCCAGUUCCAACCUGGAGAGUGCCAUGCAGAUGCUCAUAAAGACCUUCCACAAGUACUCGGGGAAGGAGGGCGACAAGUACACACUGAGUCGGGGCGAGCUGAAGGAGCUGCUAGUAGAGGAGCUGGGGAGCUACUUAGGGAGCUCCAAAGAUAAUGAAGGAGUCGAGAAGGUGAUGAACGACUUGGACGCCAACAACGACGGGGAGGUGGACUUCACCGAGUUCAUCAUCCUGAUGGGCGCCCUCACGGUCGCCUGCAACGACUUCUUCCUGGAGUACAAAACAGACGAGAAGCCGAAAGAGUCGGCGGAGAAGAAAGAUUGAAGCCGUGCAAGAGGAGAAGAGUGGAGGGAGGGAGAGGGGUGGAAGGGAAGUGGGGGAGAAGAAGAGAGGGAGGUAGAUGAGGAGGAGGAGGGGAGAGAGCUGUAAAUCAGGAGACAUAGAGGACAGAGUUGGAAUGGAUAUUUGUCUUGUGCAAUUCGUAAACACUCCGGCUACACAUAAGGGAAGCGUUCCAGCAGAUAGUUUGUGGGUUCACAGAGCACGGGGGCAUUCAGCAGGAGUAGAGUGUUUUUCCCUGCAACACUGUUUCAUACCAAAAGCACAUCCGGAGCUUGUUUCACAUGCAGCACGAGGAAUAUUCCAACUUCUUCCAGCUCACAUCCAGCAGCAGUUUAGACAGUUUCUUGCAUGUUCUGAAUAAAGGCACUGGGGGGGGGGAAGAGGACGUUUUGUUGCAGAACGCACACUGGGCUUGUUUGAGCAUUUCUUGCACAUGAAUAACUUCUGAUCACAUAUAAAUAUAAAUUAAAGAUGAUCAUAUCGUUGUAUGUACUCAGUGUUUUAACAACAGAAUAUGAAUUACCCACUUUCCUGCACCUAUUUUGUAAUCUUUUUUGGGGUAAUAACUAAUGCAUUCUUCA
Hippoglossus stenolepis (Pacific halibut) is the source of this 2283-nucleotide messenger RNA. RefSeq names its product S100 calcium binding protein S (gene s100s). NCBI's taxonomy places the organism in Eukaryota, Metazoa, Chordata, Actinopteri, Pleuronectiformes, Pleuronectidae. The record is from RefSeq and is a predicted model, not a curated record. The transcript is spliced from 3 exons. Gene Ontology annotation, molecular function: calcium ion binding. The coding region runs from base 1211 to 1684 and encodes 157 amino acids.